AUGCGCCGCGCCCCUGGUUGCCCGGGCGGCACGGCCGCCCGCGGCAGCAGCGCCUCUACUAAUUGCCCACUUAGGCGCGGCGCCCCCUGCGGCGCCCCGCGGGCCCCGGGCCGUGGCCGCAGGGCCGACGGCGUCAGCCGCCCGCCCGGCGCCCUCUUCAUACCCGCCGCGCACGUCGACGCGCCACCUGGCCCCGCGCCCUUCGCCACGCUGCCGUCCUCCCCGGAGCCCGCCGCCCCCCAGCAGGCCCCGGGAUCCCACGCGCAGGCUGGCGACAGCAGCGCCGCCGCCGUCCCGCUGCCGCCGCAUGAGGCGCAGCAGCUUGGCCCGGAGCACCAGCAGCAGCAGCAGCAUGCCGCAGCCGGCGCCGCCCUGCAGGCGACAACGGAGGCAGCGGAGCCGUUCUCACGCGCCGGCAGCGUGCCCCUGGCGGGCGGCGUGCUGGAGCUCGUCCGACUGGAGGGGGACCGCUUGCUGCGCGUUUGGCUGCCGCCGGGUUACACCCGCACCGAGGCCUCGCGUAAUCCCUACCCCCUGCUGCUCCUGAAUGACGGCCAGAACCUCUUCAGCGACGCCCUCUCCUUCAGCGGCGCCUCCUGGCGCGCCGCCGACACCGCGUCGCGCCUGAUCACGUCGGGCGAGCUGCCGCCGUUCUGCGUGGUCGGGAUUGACCACGCGGGGGCGGAGCGGUCGCGCGACUACCUGCCUUACAAGCCCGGCACGGGGCCGGGCGGCUUCCGCCCCGACGCGGCGGACUGGCCGGGGGGCGGCGUGGAGGCUUACAUGACGCGCGUCAUGGACGAGGUCGUGCCCUGGCUCGCGUCCGCCUACGGCACCGCCCCCGGCGGCCCCGGCCUCGCGUUCGGCGGCUCGUCGUUCGGGGGCGUCUGCGCGCUGUGGGCGGCGAUGCGGUACCCGGAGCGGCUGGGGGCGGCGCUGGUGGAGAGCCCAUCCCUCUGGUUCGCCGACGAAAACUUCCUCAG
Monoraphidium neglectum is the source of this 983-nucleotide messenger RNA. Its product is annotated as putative esterase. The transcript has 4 exons. The annotation marks the transcript as partial. Lineage: Eukaryota; Viridiplantae; Chlorophyta; Chlorophyceae; Sphaeropleales; Selenastraceae. The record is from RefSeq and is a predicted model, not a curated record.